AUGUUGCACAAGUUUGAAGUCGAUCCUCCUCCUCAAAUGGAUCGAAACUUAUUACUUGAUAAACUGAGAAACUACUUGCAAGGAAAAAGGUACGUUGUAGUGUUUGAUGAUGUAUGGGAGUCAAAUUUUUGGUAUGAUAUUGAAUUUGCUAUGAUUGAUAACAAAAAUGGUUGUAAGAUAUUAAUCACAACAAGAAACAAGGAUGGUGUAGAUGCUUGUAAGAAAUCUUCUUUUGUUGAAGUGCAUGAACUUAAAGGUUUAACCGAAGAAAAAUCUUUAGAAUUGUUCAAUAAGAAAGUGUUCCAUGACUUGAGCGGAUAUUGUCCAGAAAAUCUUAUAGAUAUAUCUUCCAAAAUUGUUGAAAAAUGCAAUGGAUUACCACUCGCAAUUGUAGUCAUUGGUGGUAUUUUAGCUUGCAAAGAUAGGAAUCCAAUUGAAUGGUCUAAGUUUAGUGAAAAUAUAAAUGCAGAUCAGGCAAAUGAAAAUCCUGUGAUAAGAAAAACUUUAGGACUUAGUUACCAUGAUUUGCCUUGCAACCUCAAGUCAUGUUUCUUGUAUUUUGGAUUAUAUCCUAAAGACUAUAUAGUUUAUUCAAAGACAUUAACUUGUCAAUGGAUUGCUGAAGGGUUUGUGAAAGAAAAAACGGGAAGGACAUUGAAAGAGGUUGCAGAAGGAUAUUUAAUAGAGUUGAUCCAUAGAAGUUUGGUGCAAGUAGAUUCAAUAAGUAUUGAUGGAAGAGUAAGAAGUUGUCGUGUUCAUGAUCUAGUGCAUGAAAUGAUCCUUAAAAAAUAUGAGGAUUUAAGCUUUUGUAAGUAUAUCACCGAGAACAAUCAAUUGUAUUUAACUGGAAUGAUUCAACGCCUAUCAAUAGCACCCAAUUCAGGUAUUCUAAUGGAAGGUAUUGAAAACCCACAUGUUCGAUCAGUGCUUGUUCUCACAAAUAAAACAUCACUUGAAUCCUUUGUGAGGAGAAUCCCAACAACAUAUAGGCGGUUGAAGGUGCUUGCUUUGGCACAUGAGGUGUUUCUUGAAAUUCCUAAUGAUUUGGGAAGUUUAAACCACUUGAAAUAUUUUGGGAGCUUGCGAGGCUUCAAUAUGCGUUUGAUUGAAUUGAAGGAUGGUAUUGGAGGCAUGACAUCCCUACAAACUCUAAGGGAGGUUUAUUUAGACGAUGAUGAAGAUGAAGAUGACAAUAGAGCUAGGAAAGCUAAAUCAGCUAAGGGAAUUGGGCUUGGCCGGUGUUUGGAGUAA
Messenger RNA from Medicago truncatula (barrel medic), 1251 nucleotides. Its product is annotated as putative late blight resistance protein homolog R1A-10. The record is from RefSeq and is a predicted model, not a curated record. NCBI's taxonomy places the organism in Eukaryota, Viridiplantae, Streptophyta, Magnoliopsida, Fabales, Fabaceae. Bases 1 to 1251 code for a protein of 416 amino acids. Gene Ontology annotation, molecular function: ADP binding. Gene Ontology annotation, biological process: defense response to other organism. The transcript has 2 exons.